Messenger RNA from Melospiza melodia melodia, 781 nucleotides. It is a transcript of the gene PPP1R1B, whose product is annotated as protein phosphatase 1 regulatory inhibitor subunit 1B. The transcript has 8 exons. Gene Ontology annotation, biological process: intracellular signal transduction. Lineage: Eukaryota; Metazoa; Chordata; Aves; Passeriformes; Passerellidae. Gene Ontology annotation, molecular function: protein phosphatase inhibitor activity. The record is from RefSeq and is a predicted model, not a curated record. Bases 40 to 690 code for a protein of 216 amino acids. Gene Ontology annotation, cellular component: cytoplasm.
CCCCCCCGCCCCCGGCCCCCGCCACCGGCUCCGGUGACCAUGGACCCCAAGGAGCGCAAGAAGAUCCAGUUCUCGGUGCCCGCCCCCCCCAGCAACCUGGACCCCCGCGCCGUGGAGAUGAUCCGCCGGAGGAGGCCCACGCCGGCCAUGCUCUUCCAGCUCUCCGAACACUCGUCCCCAGAGGAUGAGAACCUGCCCUACCAGCGCUCGGGCGAGGGCUGCCUGCUCAAACCAAAGAGGACCAACCCGUGUGCCUACACCCCGCCCUCGCUCAAAGCCGUGCAGCGCAUCGUGCAGUCCCACCUGGAGAGCGGCAUGGGCGGCGGGGACAGCUCCGACGGGGAGCCCGAUGAUGGCUGCGACCCCGACAGCGGCCUCGAGUCUGCCCCGGGGAGCCAGGGCAGAGCCGAGCGCAGCUACUUCCCCGCCGGGCUGAAGGCGCACAAGCGGAAAGGCGGGCAGAAGGUUUCCUUCGCCGGCGGCAUCGACGAGCGCGAGGAGGACCUGAAGUCGCUGACGGUGUCCGAGAUCCCCGAGGACCCCGAGGGCGCGGAGGGCGACGAGGACGAGCCGGGCCAGGAGCAGGACGGUGGCACCGGGGAGCGGCGACACGUGGGCUUCGCCGAGGUUCCCUCGCGUCCCAUCGGCACCGAGCGCCACUCGCCCACCUUCCCGCUGGGCACCAGUUAGCUGGCACCGGGCACCGGGCACCGGGCACCGGCCCCGCCCGGCCCCCCGCCGGCCCCCGCAGCUUCGCCCGUGCCCCCCGGCUGCCCCCCGC